AUGUCGACACCCCAAGCGUGGUCCGGACCAGGUAUCAUCCUCAGCUUCUUCAAGCUGCUCGAUUCUCCAACUAUUUCGGAAGAAACUUUGGAAGACUGGUUUGGCCGAGAAUAUGCGCCAGCUCUCAUAGCAUCUGGUGUGGUGAAGAAGGCGUGGCUGUACCAGGCUGCGAAUGCAGAUUACGAUAAGCAGCAUCUCAUCGUCUACAACGUGCCUGAGCUUGCCCAGGUACAGGCUGGAAAAAUCCAAGAGGUUCCGAGGACAAGCAAUUCGGGGCUUUUUGAGGGAACGGUAGAUGACUACAUCGAGAUCGAAACGAGGAUCUAUUCAUUCGUCCAGCUGUAUGAGAAGUCCGCACAUGGCGAAGAAGCUGCACCUGUGAUGAUGCUGGCUAUGGUGCAGCCUGCGCAAGGCGGAGAAGCAGACCUAGACGCAUGGUAUAAAGAUGAGCACAAUGAGCAAAUGUCGAAGGAGCCUGGAUAUUGGAGGACGUCACGCUUCAGCCUCCUACAUCAGCAUUCGACCGGUAGCCAGCAAAACGAGAAGCUGUCAUUCCUCGCUGUGCAUGAAUUCGGCGAGGAAAACGCGCUCGGUACGGAAGUUAAGCCACUAGAUCCAAUGACAGAUUGGACCAAGAAGGUGAUGGCAAGCGCGAAGGGUAUUGAUGCUGCGAUCUACCACAAGCAGAGAGGGUUCGGAGAUUCUUAA
This is a messenger RNA of Parastagonospora nodorum SN15, 708 nucleotides long. RefSeq lists its product as hypothetical. The transcript has 2 exons. Bases 1 to 708 code for a protein of 235 amino acids. The record is from RefSeq and is a predicted model, not a curated record. Lineage: Eukaryota; Fungi; Ascomycota; Dothideomycetes; Pleosporales; Phaeosphaeriaceae.